GCUACCCGCUCUGGCCGGCUACGGCCGCCGGGACCCGGAGUGCGGCAGGCCCGGGAGGGACGCGGCUGGCGCCGCUGUGGCAGCGGGGGGCGGGGAGGCGGCCGUGAGGAGGCGGAGCUGCGAGGCCGCCCGUCGCCGGGCCGCCGCCGCCGCCGCCGCCGCGGUGCCCGCUCCUCCCCGCGCCGUGCCGCGCCCCGCCCGCCCGGCCGCCUCGCCUCCUCCGCGGCGGGCCCCCCUCGCAGCUGCGCGGCCGGCGACACCGAGGAGGCGCGAGCCAUGGAGGGCAACCGCGACGAGGCGGAGAAAUGCGUGCAGAUCGCUCGCGAGGCCCUGAGCGCCGGCAACCGCGACAAGGCCCAGCGCUUCCUGCAGAAGGCCGAGAAGCUGUACCCGCUGCCGGCCGCGCGCGCAUUAUUGGAAAUAAUUAUGAAAAAUGGAAGCACCGCUGGAAACAGCACACAUUGCCGAAAACCUCCAGGGGGUGGGGACCAGAGCAAGCCUACCUGCACAAAGGACGGCACCCCGAGUAGUGGCGAAGGAGGAAAAGUCUACACCAAAGACCAAGUAGACGGAGUUCUCAGCAUAAACAAAUGUAAAAAUUAUUAUGAAGUUCUGGGAGUUACAAAAGAUGCUGGUGAUGAAGAUUUGAAAAAAGCUUAUAGGAAGCUUGCUUUGAAGUUUCAUCCUGACAAAAACCACGCUCCUGGAGCCACGGAUGCUUUUAAAAAGAUUGGAAAUGCUUAUGCAGUUUUAAGCAAUCCAGAGAAAAGAAAACAGUAUGACCUCACAGGCAGCGAAGACCAAGCUUGUAAUCACCAAAACAACGGCAGGUUCAAUUUCCACCGAGGCUGUGAAGCCGACAUAACUCCGGAGGACCUGUUCAAUAUCUUUUUUGGAGGUGGAUUUCCUUCAGGUAGUGUACACUCAUUUUCAAAUGGCCGGGCUGCUUACAGUCACCAACAUCAACACCGACACAGUGGCCACGAAAGAGAAGAAGAAAGAGCAGAUGGAGGGUUCUCUGUGUUCAUCCAGCUGAUGCCCAUUAUUGUGCUGAUCCUAGUGUCGUUGUUAAGCCAGUUGAUGGUCUCCAAUCCUCCUUAUUCCUUAUAUCCCAGAUCUGGAUCAGGACAAACUAUUAAAAUGCAGACAGAAAACUUGGGUGUUGUUUAUUACGUCAGUAAGGACUUUAAAAGCGAAUACAAAGGAGCACUAUUACAAAAGGUAGAAAAGAGCGUGGAGGAAGAUUAUGUGAUGAAUAUUCGAAAUAACUGUUGGAAAGAAAGACAGCAGAAAACAGAUAUGCAGUAUGCUGCUAAGGUGUACCGUGAUGAGCGGCUGCGGAGGAAGGCGGAUGCUCUAAGCAUGGACAACUGCAAAGAGCUGGAGCGGCUGACCAGUCUCUACAAGGGGGGAUAAGCCGGAAGUCCCGCCUACUCCUGCCCAUGUACUCUGUCUUUUCUGUACAUUUCAUUUCGCCGUGAAGCCGAAGAAGACUUGAUUACAGACUAAGCUGAGGAGUUGAUGGCCUACUGGCGCAUUCAGUAGUAAGAGCGGACAACUAAAUACUUUAGUAUGCUUCUGCACUUACUUUCCCUCUGAAAUCUUACAUGAUUCCUUACGAUGUCUGGAGAGGAUUAUCACACCUGUAGCAAUUGCCAGUUUUAGUGAUUCUCCAUUAUUCCUUUGCCAUGUAAAUAAUUUUACAAUCAUUUUGUGUAUAUAUGAAUGCUUGCCUUUUAUUUAAAUUAUUUUAGCGUUUAGCUCCAUGAGGCGCUCCGUUUAGGCUGAUGGAAUGAAUGUUUAUGACACAGUACCAUUUUCCAUUAGGUAUUUGGGUGUGUGGAGUUUAAACAAUGAAACUUUUUCAAAAAGAAAAGACAAAACUUUAUGUAAAAGCUUAUAACAGUGUAGAAGGAAUUGACAUUUUUAAUAUUGUUCUUAUAUUCCAGAAUAUGUAAUGAGAUAAAUGAACUGGUAUAUGCUAUCAGUAUGCUCUUUAGUUUUAUGAAUUGCUAAGCCAUACAUAGGAACAAAAUGCUAUAAGAUAGAUUUUAAAGAAAAUAUGAUGACAAAUAUUAUGCUAAAUGAGUUUUCAGUGGUAAGUUGCAGUUAUGCCAUUCACAAUUCUGGUAAUUAAAAGUUAGCCCCAAAUGUUCAUUUAUGUAUCUUUCAAGGCUACUGAAGCUUAUGAAGCAAAAGAUGAACUUUCUUCCCAUGGAAAUUCAAUUUCAUGGAUAUAACUGAAGCAGGACCCCCAAAGCAAAUGGAUUCUUCUACAAAUACGUAAUAAGAACAAAAUGACCACUAACACCCAGCUAUGUGCCUUUCCAACUGCCGCUGACUUACUGGACAGAGCACGAUCUCUUGGGCCACACGCGGCCCUGAGCAGAGGUAGAGUAGCAGCUGGAGCUGUGAUUGACUGCAAGACCUCAUCUGAGCAUUCUGAGCUGAGCUCACUUGCCCCAGGCAACUCAUCAGAUCUUUAGACUCAGCUUCUUGUAACUCAGUCUGUAAUACACGUUGGGAAACUCAGCUGGGACUUGAAGGUUUGGUGCUUUCUGGGUUUGAAAUGAUUUGUGGUCUUCUAUGUUUAAUGAUAGUGAUGGCUUCAUGGUUUCGCUUCAUACAGUUAAGGAAUUACAAACACAGUUUUGGUAGUUUGUUGUCCUGACCUAUCCCCCCCCCCCUCCACAAUCCCUUGCUCAAGAACGAGCAUGUUAGGUAGAGAGACUUUGUGGUUUUGCUUACGGAUUCUUUCCUAAAUAUUGCUGUUUUGUCAUCUGUUGGCUUGUCUUGAAAACAGUCUCUUGUGUUCUGUUGUCAGAGUCUCCAGUAGAAAGACCUGAUUGUAAUUACACACAUGGUUUUAGGUGUCUGGACAGCCCCACCAUGCCUAGAAAUGGGACCUGUAACAAGAGGAGUGCCACAAGGAAAAGGUUCCUCCUGAAGUUCUCACACCAUACAUUUACUAUAAAACUAUUAAAGCGCUGCAUGUCUAGUCAUCCUUCGUAAGAACCUUUUCCUCACCGUCAUCCAUAUUUCUGUCACUCUCUAAAGUAGAAUCUUGACUUUUCUAGCUUCUGAGGAACACCUUCAAAGGACCAUGUACCACAGUGGCUGCCUCUACCUCUUCAGUAUGUGUCUGUCCAUGGGUUCUUCCCCAUGUGCUCACGAAGGCCGAGGGCUUGACGUAGGAAUCACUGCUCUUUGCUUGUGAUAAACUGGGGUUGAGUUUUACACUAAUGUCACAUUCACAAUUCCAGGGCACUCUGGGCCUUGUUCUCAGAGCCUUCCAAGUUCUCCUCUGCUUCCUUCAGCAAGCUUCCUGUCUGACGAUUAGCCUGAAUUAGAGUUGUUUAGUUCAUGUGAAUGGUUCCCAACGUUGCAUGCCUCUAAACAUAGCUGUUUGUAUUUUUCUACUUCUUUUUCAUCCAAAUCUUCUUCAGCUCUCAUUUCAGCGUUCAGUUUGCAGAUUUCUGAAUUGCAUCAAACCGUUAUUAUUCCUUUAAUUUCUUUGUAUUUCAUCAGCUGUUGAUCUUGUUCUCUGGAAAGAAGAUGAUAAGACUUAGUGCUUCUCUUCCCAGAGUCCUCUGGUCCUUGAGGAGGCUGCCAUGCUGCUUUUGUGAUGCUUUUCGUGCUUGCUCAUUGCGUCACUUUCUUUCUGUAUUUUGGGUCUCACCACGUAGCUCUGGCUGGUUGGAGCUCUCAGUGUAGACCAGGCUGGCCUGGAACUCACAGAGAUUGGCCUGCGCCCCACCCCCACCCAUGCUGGGAGUAAUGGAAUGUGCUCCCACACCUGGUAAUAAAGUGGGAUUUUUUUUUUGUUUUCUUUUGUUUUAUUUUUGAGACAGUGUUUCUCUGUGUAGCCCUGGCUGUUCUUUAGACCAGGCUGAAUCUCUGUAGACAGAGAUCCACCUGUCUCUGCCUCCCAAGUGUGGGGAUUAAAGGCAUGCACCACCACCACCCGGCUAUAAUGUGUAUUUUCAUUCAGAAGAACACAUAGUUUUCCAUUUCCCAUGAAGAUCAUGGCUCUCAUGUUUAACAUAGCCAUUGAAAUAUCCAUUUCAAAACUCUCUUGUUUUUAAAAGAUCUGUGAUAACUAAAUUCUUAAGUUUCUUGUUCAUGUAAGUCCUCUGCUCUUCAUUGUAAGGGUUUCUUAAGUCCAGUGCACUUUUGAAGUCUUCUUUUGUCUAUGUUUGAUCUGAAGAAUGAUGUGUUGUACAUAUUGUUUCAACUCAGUAACUUCCUUAGUUGUCCCUUUGGUCUCCAGCCAGAUUUGCACUGAUUGUCCCAGUCUGUUCAGCUUUCUGCCUUGCUCUGUUAGCACAGCCUUUAACCUGGAACAUUCAAGGCAAGCUUGUGAGGGCUUCAACCGCUGGUCAUUCCUGUGAUUCUUGCGACUGUUUGAAAUGUUUUAUUAUAAAUUUUAUUUAUUAUGUUUAUGGUGGUGUGUGUGUGUGUGUACAUGUGCCAAGGUGUACAUGUAGAGGUCAGAGAACACCUUGCAGAAGUUAGUUCUCUUCUUAUGCCUUGUUCAAUUCUGUGGACUGAACUGGAGUCCUCAGACUUGUGCAGGGAGUAUUUUAUCACUGAGCCAUCUCACCAGCCCUCAGAUUCUCUUUUCUAUCUUAAUUCCGUAGGCAGUGUCCUCAGAGAGACUCCGCCUCUUCAUGCUAUAGCUCUUUCGCCCUGGCCACUAGGUUUAAGUUUUUCAUUUUCUCCCUUCUUUUUUCAAAAGCUGUGUUUUGUUAAUGCAUAUUAGUUACAUAUGUCAAUGGGUUUCAUUAUGACAUGUUCAUACACAUGUAUAAUACAUUCCAUCAUCUUCACCCCCUGUGGCCCUCUCUCCUUCAGUCUUUUUGUUGUUGAUGAUGACGACCCAAGGAGUUUUCAUUGUGGUUGCAUGUAGGGAAUAGGUGAGGGGUUAUUUACAGGAACAUAGCACAUUACCAGUGCCUGCAACCCUGAAGGAAAGUCUCCCUCCCUCAUCAGCCACUAGAUAGAUGUUCAGGGCAGGGUGUAACCUCUUGAGCCCCUCCCCCUCCACAAUGGGAUGUGGAUAGGCCUGACCUUGUAGAGACCAUGUGCAGAAUCACGGUGUGGUAUCUGUGUCGAACACAUCACCACUUCUCGCGUUAUUUCCACCCCCUGCUCUUCAGUAUUCUCUGAGCCUCAGAGUGGGUAGUGCAGGUGUCCCUUACGCAGAGCACCCAGGAGUCAUGUCUCCUCCUUACUGUGACCCUCAUGAGCUCCAAGGUCACUUCUGCCCACUACAGAAAUGAGUUUCUCUGACCAAAGCUGGCGGGAAGCCCUCACCCACGAGCACAAUAACAGUUUGCUGGCUUUUCAUUUUAGUGGAAACCCGCAGUUGCAAAGUUCUGUCUCCACCCCGUGUGGCCUGUGAGCCUCAUGGUUUUACAUUUGCUAGUCUUGACUUCCCCGAUCUUACUUCCCACUUUUUUCUUCAAAGGAGUUCACUGUGCCUGUUUUCAGUUUCUGUUUGCCUUUCGUUGGAUUAAAGCCUAUAGAAACCUCAUGAAUUUUCAUGUUGUCCUUGCACAGGGGCCAUGCUCUUCUCUGUCUGUGCUGCUGUUAAUACACAUGCUGCAGAAGUGAGCACACGCCACAGAAAUUUAAAUAUUCUCUUGAGCCUGUAGAAUAAGUCACUUAAAACAUAGAGUUUUAUUUAACUUUGAAAGCUUGUAUCUGUCAGAAAUUUGUAGGAACUUGAAUGAAAAUCUUUCAGCUAUUUUUCCAGUUCUAGUGGGAAAUUUACAUUAAUGUGAUGGAUAUUUAUGUGAACCAAACCUACUUAAAUCCCAUCCUUAAAGGGAUAGAGAAGAUAGGUCGUGUUGAGAGACAAUAACACAGCAGAGUCACACAUGGCUCGGACAGUAUUGUUUCCGAUUCAUUGCUGCAUCCCAUCAUUUUUAUGACACUUAUGGGUUAGAUUAAACAGAACUUGGAAUUAGCUGUGGGUGUGGCUGACUGGUCUCUUAAGCUACAUAUAAAGUAUAUAAGCAAAGACUGAAUCAUUAACGAUGCCCGAAUUGUGGAAGGAAAUAAUUGGUGGCUUUGAAUUUAACUUCAUGUGUAUUUAGGUGGCUUGAGCUGAAAGAUUUUUUGUGUGCUUGCUACUCAGGCUAUGGUACAAAGCCCAAUAUUUUCUGCCUUAUAGAUACAUGAAGUUUCCCAGUUUCAUUUGCUUGCUUUCGUCUUUACCCAGUAGCUCUUCACCUUUGCAUAUUAACUGGGAGGUUUGGGAAUGGUAGUUACACUAUGAGUAAUUGACGUUUUAUCUCCUUACACACAGAGAAGCAUGCACUCACGCUCAUCCACACAUGUUGGGAGGAAAGAAAACAGCACUUUCCCUCCUUUCCAUUCCCUUCUUCCUGAAUACGCUAACAUUAGUUAGUUAUCUUGAAGUCUUAGUUUUUUUUUUUUUUUUUUUUUUUUUUUUUUUUUUUUUUUUUUUUUUUUUUUUUUUUUUUUUUUUUUUUUUUUUACCAAAUAGGCUAACUGAACACUGAGGAAUCUCAAGUUUCCCGUCUAAUAAGCGAAAACAACAUUUUGAGACCUGAUUGCAUCUGAGUGCACGAUCAUUUCAUAGCCACUACAUGCUUAUUCAUGAUUGUCAAGAAUUGAUAAGGAAAAUUUUUACAGAUAGGAUGUCUGUGUGUGCGCGCGUGCCCAUGUGCACGGGCCUGUGAAAGCACUCUGUUUUGUUCAGCUCAGGUGUCCCCAAGAACAGGACUGUGGGAUGCUAGCCCUUGACUUCAAAUGCACUUUUAUGCUGAUUUUUUUCUGGCUGUUCAAACUUUUACACUGAUAUGUAAAGUAAGUGAGUUUUCACUCUCCUUAUCUUUAUUAGUAACAUUGGAAUGCACCUAUUUCACACGUGCUACACUUGUUACUGUGCUCUGAGAUGUUCAAUUUUAAAAACUCCCACUUUUUAAAGCGGUGAAAUGAUGACUGGUGGACCAGAGGGCCUCACGAGCGAUCAUCCUUCAGUUAGGCAAGUAUUAUAGCAAAGGACCAAGUGGUUUAAAGAGAAAUGAGUGUCUUUGCUUAGCUUCCCCACUCGACGCUUGAGCUUAGUUCUGGAUGUCUUACCAUCCGUCUUUUUAUUGAGUGAGGCAAACUGAAAGGAAACCCAUAGCAUUUUUUAUUAUCUACAAGAAAGUGUAUGAAGAUGAACAUCCUGAAUUUUAAUCCACGAGAUAGCUAAAAACUUUUGUCUGCUAGCCAUGUCAGAAUAGGAGGAAUCUUUAAAAUUCUCUGUAAACCAAUGAAAAUAAAAGAAAAACUUGACAAUAACCUCUACAUUUUGUUUUUCUGUAAAUUCAGUUUUCCACUACAAGUAAGUAGAAGUCAGGCAUGGUAGCUCAUGCUUGUAGUCCCAAUACUUAAACCACCAAGUGAGGCAGGGGAUUUAUGGAUUUGAGGCUAGCCUGGGUAUCUUGUAUAACUGUUUCAACUACAAUAAGAAACAAAAAUAAAAGCAGAAAGAACCAGGUUAUUUAAGCAAUUCUUGCACAACCUUUAAUAAUCUGGUCGGCUUCACAAUCCUGAAGCCAGGUUCCCUGUUUGGUUUCACUUCUAUAAAACAGAUACUUUCAUAUAAAUGGAAACAUUUUUUCCUCAAAGCAAUGAUUCAAAACAUGCUCCUUAUAUUAAGGAUUAUGUAACCACAUUUUUGUAAAUGCCUGCUGUGUAACUUUUUCCUAUUACGUGAUUCUUUUUCAAUUAAUUUGAUCUUCUGCUGGUAUAGGGGCCAAUAGAUCUGUGAAUAUUCUGUGGGUGUGUCCAUGUAUACGUGUAUAUAUAAUGUAUAUAUUUUCCAGCUAAUACCUCAGAUGUGUGAUUGUUUAAUAAAUCCCAUACUGUUUGCGCAGAGCAGGGCUUCCAUUAGCAGUAGGUAUUCUUAUUUCAAAAUGUGACCAUUAGUGAAGAGGAUUUCAGUGAUGUGAAACCUUUCAGUUGAUGUCCAUGUUUUAAUGCAGAUUCCCAGUUUAAGGCCCAUGAGUCAAGUAAAAUUGUAUCUUUUUGAGUCCGGUAACCCAGAAGUGGUCCUUGAAAUGUCCUGGUUUAGAAGUUAUUAAAACUCGGGGUGACUGCUUGCUGAAAUGUCUAGAAACUGCAGAGAGGCAACAGACACCUGAUGUAAGUGCCAGCAAGAUUCCGCUUAGCCCUCCAGUGGUACUGUGAACACUGGAAGGGACUUUUGAGUGAUAUUACAUAGCAUUUUCACAUUACCUUCAGAAUGAAUUGGUAUUUAUAAUUUAUUUAUACUAAAAACUGCUUUAUUUUUGGUCUUUAGGUUGCUGUGUGAAACUUUCUAUUUAAAGUUCUUGUUCAUUUGUGUGUUUGUUUGUUUUUUAAGCUGCAGGUCAUUUCCAGGGUGUGGUAUAGAUUUUCAAGGUCUGGUGAGAUUUGAAUGGAAGCCUUGUAUUAGGAAAAUGAAGUACUAUUGAUAAAGGAGAUCUUCACAGUGCAUUCAAGAUCACAUAAUUAGGUUUAAAAAUGAAAGGUCUGAUUUGUAAAAAUUUAAUGUUAUAUCAGACUUAUCUAAGAUUUCCUGUGAGAACUUAAGAUGCUUUUGAUUUUUAAUGAAUGUUGUAAUGAAUGAUUUAUGAAUUUUUGUCUUUCAGUCUGUAAUUUAUCUCAACAUAUUAAUAAAAAGAAGGGAUGUUCUCACCAUAA
Messenger RNA from Alexandromys fortis (reed vole), 8703 nucleotides. It is a transcript of the gene Dnajb14, whose product is annotated as DnaJ heat shock protein family (Hsp40) member B14. Gene Ontology annotation, cellular component: endoplasmic reticulum membrane. Gene Ontology annotation, biological process: cellular response to misfolded protein. Gene Ontology annotation, molecular function: Hsp70 protein binding. The record is from RefSeq and is a predicted model, not a curated record. NCBI's taxonomy places the organism in Eukaryota, Metazoa, Chordata, Mammalia, Rodentia, Cricetidae. The transcript is spliced from 8 exons. Bases 277 to 1416 code for a protein of 379 amino acids.